AUGGAGUGGGAGGACCAUGGGAAAAGGAAUGGGAUUGCCGAAGCCCAGUUAGAAGUUGACAAAGCUAGAACUAUGUACUUUCAAGCUGCAAAGGCAGAAGAAAAAGCAGAGCAAGCAAAAGUCUCCAAGAAACAACUUGAGAAAAAGGCAGCACUCGACAAAGCAUGCAGCACAGCCAACACAGAAUCCAGCACAGCCGACCCAAAAAACACGUCACUGCAGGUGCACAACAAGUGGGCCACGAGGCAUGAUCUCAAAUUGCAGAGCAAGCCAGGGACUGCACACGCAGACCAUGAGCAAGACAGCAAGAACGACCCACCAAAGCCAGAGUCAUUUGGACACACAGCCUUCCUUAGCCCAGAUGAGCAAUGCCCGCCGAAAAAGCGAGGUCGCAAGCCAAAGGAAAGCACUGCAACUGGUGGUUCCAAGGGUUCCAAGGUUGAUGAGGGUGAGAGUUCCAAAACAAAGACAAGGGGAAGAUCUAGGGUACGUAAGUCAAAGGUUGACAAAGCAGCAGAUGAGGAGAAUGAAGCCCCGCCAACGAAAAGGCCCAGGAAAAAAUCAACUGCAGGGAAGGAUGCAGGCAGUGUCAAGAAAGCACCCAAGAGAGUUAGCUUGCCUGAAGGUUCUCCAAGCGAUGAGUCUCCAACCACUGCAAAGAAAGACAGCCCUGCAAGCAGGAUGUGCGAGUAUCUACGAGAAGCAAAGAAAGCAAGACUAGCACGAAUGGAUGCAGAUGAAACUCCCCAGCAUGAGGAAUCAGGAGAUGGCACGAAAACCAAGAAGACCCGCAAGAGCAGAAAGGCUGCAGAUGUGACUCCCUGCGAUGAGAAACCCAAGAAAACCCGCAAGAGCCGAAAGGCUGCAGAUGAGAUUCCCCGCGAUGAGAAACCCAAGAAAACCCGCAAGAGCCGAAAGGCUGCAGAUGAGAUUGCCCGCGAUGAGAAACCCAAGAACACCCGCAAGAGCCGAAAGACCGACAAGCCCGAGAAUGCCCCAACAAAGGUUCGAAAGACAGGAGCCGCCAAGACCAGGAAAGAAAAACCUGACAACAAACCUGCAAAGAAGACCACGUACAGUGCUGAGAAAAAGGCAGAACUGAGCCGAAAGUCAAGUGCCUACCAUGUUGCGUUCAAGCACACAGAAGGGACAGAGGAGGAGAAACGUGCAGCAGCAAGGAAGGUACUGAUGCCACUCUUCGAGCGCUUUGCUUCCAGGGCUGCGUCGUCAAGUACCGGCAUCUGCAGCUGGUUCGGUUCAGAGACUCCUGGUGCCAAAGGGCAGCUUCAGAGUGGUGCAAUGGGGGUGAAGCGGAAGGAGAGUGUUAUCUUCAACCUAGCCCAUAUGGGCGCGCCAAAGGUACUGCUGGGAAUUAUUUUACUCUUGGGCUUCACCAAGGGUGUAGACAUCAACGAUAUGUCGUUCACCAUGGUGGAGUACUUCUCGGGAAAAGGCAAUGUUGCUGGAAUGUUCAAAAAGGACCCCAAUCACAGAGUGGCUACGUUUGAGCUGAAAGAUUCUAAAGCUAUGGAUAUGAACUCUUCAGCGGGAUUUGCGUUAGCUUUGCUGCUGGCACUGCAGUCAGCACCUGGUGCCUUGCAUUUGCUAGCGCCGGUCUGCUCAUCUUGGACACGAAUUUCCCGGGGGUCUUCAUGGCGAACCUGUAUCAAUGUUUUUGGUGACCUCUCCAAAGAAUUUGUCACUUCAGCAUUUCUGAUGAUGUCAAGGGUGACGCUCCUCAUGUUAGUGAGCAUCGCUGUUCAUGCUGUUCCCCUAUGCGAGCAGCCAAGCGGUUCUGACGACGUGUUCCCACACCACCCAAGAUUUGCUUGGCUUUGCAACCGUGUUGCGAUCGUAUUUCGUAACAGCUUUUGGAUGGCCCACCACGGAAGCAAGAGUCCAAAAAGAACAACAGUUUGGAGUACUAGAAAGAUUGUGGUUGCCAAAUUGGUUCCUACCUCAGACGGUUUGGUCUCCGAGUGA
Cladocopium goreaui is the source of this 1983-nucleotide messenger RNA. Lineage: Eukaryota; Dinophyceae; Suessiales; Symbiodiniaceae. The record is from the annotation of a GenBank genome assembly.